UCCAGGUUUCAGUUUGUAGAGCCGUGUUCUUCAAGCGUGGCCUCGUCUAUCUCUGCCUCUUCGCUGGAUCGCUCUCCAGGUUUCAGCUUGUUGAUUCAACAUCUUUGUAAACGCUCUUCUCACAUGUUGCGGAAGACUGCCCCCUUCUGGUCACAACUAUGCAGUGAAAAACUACAGCAAUCCCAGCUGGUUUUAAUUAAUUAUAGCAGCUCAUUCAAUUCCUCAGACCCUUUUUAAAAGUUUACUGUAGUAUACCCUGGUAAGAUAUAUACCCUGGUAAUAACCGAGCAGCAGCGCAGCGCAAGGGGGAAAGGUUCCAAAGCUGACAGUGUAUACUGAGCCUGGUAAAGCCCAGUACAUGCAUGGGGUAUGCCGUAGUGAAGGCAUCUUGUCAUGGUACUGUAGUCAUUCUUCUCAGCAGAGACUCACACUCCUCAUAGACUCAGGACUGAGUUGGAGGACCAGAUGCUGCACAGGAAUGCAUUUAUAGUGUGGUGGCAUUGGGACAAACGGGCUGCCUCUGUGUCAAAGUGAAAAUAGGCACUUGUGAGAAUGCUGUAAAACUACAUGUGAGGUAUGAAAAUCUGCAUGCAGGCUAUAGAAGCCAGAGAACAUUUGUGGGAAUUGCAAAAGUGUAAAAGUUAUUCUGAAAACAAGACCGUUCCUCCGUCCCAUAAUGUCACAUCCCAUCUGCCUGGUGAUGCCAUGACACUGUCAUCAUGUUUGUACUGAAGAUAAUGGGCUGUGAGGACCACUGUACUGGUUAGAGGUGGCUGCAGUAGAGAGCUCAGGCCCCUGGCUGUCAGGCAGUGUGGAGAGUCUGUGACAGAUCUGGGCAGUGCUUCACUCAGCAGCGCCCCCUGGCUGCAGGUUUUCUCGGAGGAUUCUCUGUCCAUUCAUUCAGCCAGGCUCCCUCCCAGCGAGUCCGGGCUUCCACUGCGUAACCAUGGAGGCAGAGCGAGCAGGAAGUAAACCUGAGCCUGUGUUAGUGUUGGUGUCUCUAUGGCAGUGAAAGAUCCCAUUCAAGGGGAGCCAGAGCACUGCAGAGAGACAAAAACAACAUGAGGGAUCUGCUGACCACACAGAAGCAGAACUGCUACCGCGAGCUGAUUGAGAAGGAGGUCUACACCAGGCUGGCCUGGAAGGUGAAGUAUGGGCAGGAGUACUCCAGAGGCCCGUCCCUGAGGGGGCUGAAAGCCAGCGCGGUCCCCAAGCUCCCAGCCCCAAGGACUGUCCUGCCUCCUGUCAUGUGCACUCAGAAGCCAGAGGAGCUUGCAGUGGCACAGACUGCAGAGACAGGGCUGCAGCCUGACAUGAGGCCAGUGACACCACAGAUCCGCAGCACACUCUACCAGGGCUUCUCCAAGGAGGGCAAAAGGAGGAACCUCUACCUGCAGCAGAGGAGCCAGAAGAGCCCCGAUGAGAAAUUUCAGCAUCCCGUCCUGUCCUCCUGGGAGUACGGGUGGAGACUGGGUGAGUUAGUCAAAGAAGUGAAGAAGUCGGUUUCUAGCAGAUCUGGACUUGUGAAGGAUACCUUCUAUGCUCGGAACGGCAUUUUCAACUCCCCCGCUCCCACUGAUCGGCUGGGUUAAAUAUCAGUAGCAGCAAGGCAUUGUGGGUUGCAUAUAGGAAUCCUUCGAGCUGCACAGUCUCUUAGUUAUCUUUUACCCUAAAACAAGACGAUAGCAUUUUCUACUUAAUCACAAACCACCCCAUGUUGCCUGUCCAGUUUGUUUACCCCCCCCCCCCCCCCCCCCCCCCGGGUAGUUUCAGGUGCAGGUGCACAAGCUGCCCCUCCUUGAAGCUUUCUGACCACAUUGUAACACCAUGAACUAAGCAUGCGAAUCCUGCCUACAUGCAGCAGCAGGGGGUUAUGAAGGACAUCUAAAACUUGGUACAAUCUAAAUAUUCUUUUUAAAAAUGUAUCUCGCAAAGUUUUUGUCUUUUCAUAAUAAAAAAAUGUCUCCCUUG
Messenger RNA from Acipenser ruthenus (sterlet), 1971 nucleotides. RefSeq names its product protein ATP6V1FNB-like. The transcript is spliced from 3 exons. The record is from RefSeq and is a predicted model, not a curated record. The coding region runs from base 1062 to 1592 and encodes 176 amino acids. NCBI's taxonomy places the organism in Eukaryota, Metazoa, Chordata, Actinopteri, Acipenseriformes, Acipenseridae.